Dissoconium aciculare CBS 342.82 is the source of this 1251-nucleotide messenger RNA. RefSeq lists its product as uncharacterized. The transcript has 2 exons. The coding region runs from base 135 to 863 and encodes 242 amino acids. The record is from RefSeq and is a predicted model, not a curated record. NCBI's taxonomy places the organism in Eukaryota, Fungi, Ascomycota, Dothideomycetes, Mycosphaerellales, Dissoconiaceae.
ACGAUCAUGUUUUCUUCCUUCCGCACAGGAACAGACUCGUCCCGCGCAAAGCAUAAGAACUCGUCAAUCCGCGUAUAUUCCGCCAGCAUCGGAAGAACGUACAUUCCCUCCUUAUCAUCUCGCUCGCAUUCAUCAUGAAAUUCGACCUGUUACUUGCAGCUGCAAUCUUUCUGCGUGUCUCUCAUGCAGAGCAGCGCGUAGCCUCCGACUCCCCUUCGCUAUUCGAUCCUACCUCACCAAAUUUCGUUGGGAACAACCUCACCAUCGGUUUUUAUCCGACGGGCUCCAAUGUCACGUGCAACAAUGGCAGUAAACCAUCCGGAGCCUUGACGUUCACCACAUACAGCUACAACACAAACUACGUUUGCUUCAACGUGGAUGAUUUGAUCACGCGUAACAGCAGUGGAUGGGAGGUUCAAACCAGCAACAUAAGACUCAAACCUUAUCAAAAGGGCGUCAAUUACACCAUUUUCAAUCAGAAUGUAUACCGCAACACCAAUACCAGCUUUACUGGCAUCUACAUCGAGUCUGUGAAUAACACAGUCGUGGCCGGGAGAGAUGCUGGCCGACAAGUGCUUCUCUACAACAUACCCAAUUGCGUUGACGCAGUUCCCGGACAGGGCCUUACUCCGGCAAACAUCCAAGAGCAGACCUGUCAAACCCAAGCCGGCGGAGAAUGCCACGCGACGCCCGAGAGAGUUCAGAGCUUCCGCCUUGGCCCGUCUUUCAACCAAGUCGUUCGGGACGGUAAAUGCAAAGCUUACGAGCCGUAUUACCAAGCCGCGGCCUCCAUGUCGGUCAAGACUUCGACAUUAGCCAUCGCUGGCUCCGCGAUCUUCGCUGUAUUCUGGACGGUCCUAUGAGUCCCAUAUUGCCCUUUGCUGAGCCGAUUCGAACCGCAAGGCCACGAACAGUAUCAUCAGACCUGGAGGAUCUGAGCUCCAAAGCUAAAGCACUGUCGUUGAGGAUACGCUUUCUCGUGUUCCUACUCGAUGUACAGAUGGAGAGAACACCGUAAUUCAAAUUUCAAGACCUUGCGAAUGUCUUUCUGAAAUUGCUGGUGAAGUGAUCGUACCCGCACAUAUCCCAACCAGCUGGGCAGGCUCGGACAUGCUUUUGUGGCAACACUUAUGCACUGUGGAAUGUUCGUCCUGCGCCGUCUCAAAUUUCAUUUUCAAUAAAGUAAUACACCAUCAUUCCUAUUGAUCGGCGAUAAUACCGUGCCAUGAAGGUGUCUCUGACCAGUCGUCG